CGGGCUCCGCGCCGGGAACAUGGCAGCGCUGGAGGCGGCGGAGGCCGCGCUGGGGCUGCGGCAGGAGCAGCAGCAGGAGGAAAACCACCACCACGACCAUGACCAUGAAGGCGGCGGGGAGCCGGCGGCGUUAAAUGGUUUGGCGGACUCUGAAAAAGAGAAAAGCAACAACAUUGACGUGAAAAUUCCCGAGUCAGAAUUGGAAACUGAAGAAAAAGGAGCAGAGGAAGAAUGCCCAAGGGAAUCUCAUAGCAACAUUUUGGAUAUAUCAUCUGAUUACCCAAGAGACAAACAUAUUUCAAUUCAGAGACACCUUGCUGAUCUAGAGAAACUGGCUGACCUGAGAGAAGAUGAAAGGAAGCCUUGUCCAUUGUGUCCUGAGGAGAAAUUCAGAGCUUGCUUUGGCUACAAACUCCAUCGUCACUUGCAGAAUUUGCACUGGAAGGUUUCUGUUGAAUUUCAAGGGUACAGAAUGUGCAUCUGUCACUUAUCCUGUCGGCCAGUAAAAUCCAACCUUGUUGGAGACCAGACAUUGUCAAAGAUGGGAGCUCAUUACCACUGUAUCAUCUGCUCAGCCACUAUAAUACGAAGAACUGACAUGAUCGGUCACAUCAAUCGUCACGUGAAUAAAGGAGAGAGCGAGUCGAGGUUUAUCACAGUUGGUGCUCCCAAGUCGUCUUGCAAAGUGGUGAAAGAGUCAGCCACAGAUGUGCAGGUUCUUCCCAACCACUCCACGCCCCAGAAAACAGAUUCCUACUUUAAUCCUAAAAUGAAACUCAACAGGCAGUUGAUAUUCUGUGCACUGGCCGUGCUUGCUGGGGAGCGCAAACCCAUCGAAUGUUUGGAUGCUUUUGGUGCCACUGGUAUCAUGGGAUUGCAGUGGGCAAAGCACCUCAGAAGUUCUGUGAAAGUUACAAUUAAUGAUUGUAAUGAAAAUUCUGUGACAAUGAUUAAGGAAAAUUGUCAUUUAAACAAAAUGAAGGUGAAACUGAACAUUAGGGAAGAAGACAAUAACGAAACUGUGGGAAAUGGAGAAGAAAAUAGUGACACCAUUGAGGUGACAAAAAUGGAUGCCAAUGUUGUCAUGCAUUUGAGAUCAUUUGAUUUUAUACAUUUGGACCCCUUUGGAACUUCUGUGAAUUACCUGGACUCUGCCUUUAGAAAUGUGAGAAACCUUGGGAUUGUGUCACUGACAUCCACGGACCUCAGCUCCCUCUAUGCCAAGGCUCAGCACGUGGCCCUGCGUCACUAUGGCUGCAACAUUGUCAGAACAGAGUACUACAAGGAGCUGGCAGCCAGGACUGUAAUUGCUGCUGUCACAAGAGCUGCAGCUCGCUGUAACAAAGGCAUUGAGGUGCUGCUGGCAGUAGCUCUGGAACACUUUGUUCUGGUGGUGGUCAGAGUUCUGCGGGGCGCAACCCCUGCGGACAAUUCGGCAAAGAAGGUUCGAUACCUCAUCCACUGCCAGUGGUGUGAAGAGAGGGUUUUCCAGAAAGAGGGCAGUAUGGUGGAAGAAAACCCUUACCAGCAGCUGCCCUGUGACUGCUAUGGCAGCAUGCCUGGGAAGACAGCAGUGCUUCUUGGUCCUCUCUGGUCAGGGGCUCUCUUUAACACUGGAUUCCUCAGGAGGAUGCUCCUGGAGGCUGUGCAGUAUGGCUUGGAUGAAGCUCAGUCACUUCUGAAGACAUUAGUUUGUGAAGCAGAGUGCACAACUCUCAAACAUUUUUCUACCCAUGGUUCUGGUGACGAGAACAAACAAGAAGAGUGUGGCGUAUUUAUUAAAACACAAAAUGCUUCUGCAGAAUCCUACUUGGUACAUGGCAAGAGGAAAAGCGAGGAGGUGCUGCGCAGCACGGCGAAGCGCCCGCGGCCCGAGCUCAGCGCCGAGCACCCCCCGUUCUACUACAACAUCCACCGGCACAGCAUCAAGGGCAUGAACAUGCCAAAGUUAAACAAGUUCCUGAGCUGCCUGGCAGAGGCCGGGUACCGCGUGAGCCGGACCCACUUCGACCCCAUGGGAGUGCGCACCAACGCGCCCCUGGCACAGUUCAAGACUGUCCUCAUGGAGUACAGCACCCCCACCUACACGGGGGCACAGGCAGAAGGACCACUGCACCUCCCUGGAGACAUCCACGUGGGAGAAGAGGCUCCAGCUGCUGCAGCGAUCAGGGUGGAGGAGGCUGAGUUAGCAGAAGAUGAUGAACCUGGAGUCGCCAGCACUGUGUCCACACAGUCCUACCCCAGUCACUGUGCUGCUGAUUAAUGAGAUGGGUUUGUUCAUCAGGAUGUUACAGACUUCCAGCACACCCUGUUACAGUAAGCCACUCCUUCCUCCCAAGCUGAAGUUUGACCGUUUUGAGCUGCCUGUUGUACUUUGAAGGGACAGUUUAGACUUAGGUAGCAGAACUUAGCCCUGAUCCUGGCAUGGCUGUGGUCACGAAAAUGGCACUGUGGGAAGGCUGUGGAGUUACCUGCUUUUAUUUUUAUGUUCACCUCCUUUUCACAUUGAGGCAUGGAAGCUGCUUCCCAGUCUGUCCAAGCCUUACUGCCAGCACAGCAUCCAGGAGGGGGUGCAGGGCCAAAAGUGUUCAGCAUUUUGGAAUAUGAGAUGAUUGUGAAACAGCCUAUUCCUCAAAUGCAUCAUUCCUAAAACCUGGCCAGCUAUGAUCCAGAGAGAGGGCAUGUUAAGGUAAGAAAACAGCACAGGACAAAGUGCCCUGUGAGUUAAAGCCAGGCAGUCCUGCCUGGUGCAGCUGUAGCUCCAGGCUGCACAUGUAACUCUGCAUUCAGGUCUGUUCCCAGGGUCCUGCCUCCAGGCAGGAGCUGAUCCCAGGAGAACGGGGAGGAGCGGUGACACAGCUGCCACCGAACUCCAGUUUGUAACCAACCCGUAGUGAAUUGUGUAGUCACUCUAGUUGUCUGCUCAGAACUUACAGUGGUUGUGUGCUGCAGAAAGGGACAGGGACAAGGGACCACAGGGGACGUUCAGGUGAAGUUUUGUGGUGAGUUGUCAGUAGUAACUGAGCUAAGAUCUCUUCUGUGAACGAGCAAAGCUGCCGGGUGUUGGCAGUUCUGGUUUCCUUAAAUACAUGGCAGCAUUCCAGCCAAAUGAGCAUGCCUUUGUUCUUUCUUUCCCCCACACUUAAUUCUGCUAUUUCUGUGUAUUCCACCUGAAGAGCUGUCACAGUGGUGGCCAUUUCUCCCAAGUUUGGUGUUCAGCCUUGCCUGCAGUGUUUGGUUUAUCUAAGAGCAGGAUAUGAGGGGUUAUUAUCCUUACCCACCUCUGAAACUUUACAGUAGAAGUAACAUGACUAAUACACUCCUGAUUGAUGCAAAACAUCCUAUGCCCCUGUCAGGGCAGAGGCUGUUGCCUCUUCCACCCUUUUCAAUUCUAGAUUGCUUUGGUGGAGAGUUAUUCUCUUAAUUUUAAAAAGGAAGACCCCACUGAAGGGUUCUUAGAUCACUGAUGCAGCAAUAAAGUUUCCUUCAAAAAUGUGCUUACAAUUCUUUUCCAAAGAUCACCUGGGAGCACAUUGGGAAGCUAAAUGGAAGGAUAGAAUUCCACAUUCCCUAGUGGCAUUUUUGGGUUUUUAAGUCGAUAGAGUGUUGGCAGAGGUUGCUUGCAGGUAACACACUUCAGUCUUAGUAGGAUAAAAGCAGUCCUAAAGUCAGUUACCUGGGGCAAAGGAUUGUUCUGGUUACAGCAAAGUUGGUUAAAAAGAAAGUUUAACUGAAGGCCCUUGUGGGAAAUAAUUCUGAUUACUCUUGCAGCUCCUUUUAAGAAGCCAAAGAUCUUGAACAUCUUUUCCAAGCCAAGGCAACUAUUCCCAGGUGUCUGGAGGGGCAGAAGAAGCAAGAUUCAGACUUGUCUGUACAAUGUGGGCUCUUUUCCUCUGCCAGAGAGCAGAAGCUGUUGUGAUCUGGGGUUUUGCCUGUUGUCAGGGUCCAGCUGAAGGGGUGUUUGUAACUCAGGCCUCUGGGAAUUCUCUUCUGUUCAGCACUUGUCUCUGCUGUUGAUCAGGUGGGGUCAGCCCUGCCUCAUGGGCUGACAGAGCAUCACUGUUGGUUUGAGUCUGGAGCUCGGGACAUCCUGUUCCUCCUUGCACUCAUCCACAGGGCCAGGUUGGCUGUAAGAGUGGGAAGCAGGUGAGGAUAAUGCAGGAGGUGGUGGAAGGUCACAGCUCAUUCCCUGUCACUUCCUGCAGCAGCCAGUCCCCAGUGCUGUGCCAGGCACCAGUGACACCUUCAGCAGAUCCUCGUUGGACCAUGGUGUUUCUGCAAGUCCCAAAUAGAAAAUCACAACUGAUCAACUGCUGGAAGACUGAGGGGAAUCAGUGCAAGGCCAUCAGCUGAACAGCAGGCAGGACAAUAAAUGCCAGAGGACAUAAGGAAAUUCUGCUGUAGGAUAUGAUCCAGUUACCAGUGUGGGCAGUACAGUGUCACAUCUGCUCUGUACCUGAGGGACAUAUCCUCUUACCCACGGGUGUUUCCUGUUAAGCUGUGAGUAAAGGAAGCUUUCUGGGAGUUUAGUUUAAGCUGUUCAGAGGCAAAUUGGGUAACCAGUGGUGGCCCAGAGAGCAGCAGGAUCUCCUCAGUCAGAGUACUCAUGUUCAGUGCAUCUCAAGAAACCCUACUCUGGGCAUACUCAAGGAUUGCCUCUUAACUCAGGGUGCAUCCUCUGGUAAAAGUUGUGGUAAAUGUAGAGAGAAAACAAAGAAAGGAACAAAACUUGAUCUCAAUAAAGCAUCUUAGCUGAAGGAGCUCAUUACAGUUGCUCUCUGCUGCUAUUGACUGAAGCUGCCCAAUAGUUAACUGCAGCCAAAGUUGCUGGGUUUAAUCCCAGUGCUGUGCAAAUCCUUCACCCCCUUCCUCAGGCUGCAGGAUCUGGUUGGAACAGCAGCACCUGUGGCAGUGGAAGAGCUGAUGCCUUCUGUGUGUCCCUGUUUCCCACUCAAGGCUCAGGAGCUGAGCUGCUCUCAGGGGACUGUCACAGCCACACUGAGGAGCUGAGCUGCACCUGCACAGCCCCAGGCACUGCAGCACAAACACAAACACUGCCCAAAGGGGCUCCUUCGUCAACCACAAGAGGAAGCAGCACUGCAAUUCCCAACAGGUUGUUGAUAACAUUUUUGCUUUUAUUGUCAACUGGAGCAUUUCAGUGGGACUUUAGUUGGGUAGGAGAUACUCAGUUGGAUAUUAGGCUUACCCGUAUGUAACACACAUUAUGUACUUACAAAAGAACAUGGCUUUAAAAGGGGGAAGACUAAUGGCAUUUUUGAAAAUAAAAUAGUUUAUAGCACUAAA
Messenger RNA from Prinia subflava (tawny-flanked prinia), 5304 nucleotides. It is a transcript of the gene TRMT1L, whose product is annotated as tRNA methyltransferase 1 like. The transcript is spliced from 16 exons. Gene Ontology annotation, cellular component: nucleus. Gene Ontology annotation, molecular function: RNA binding; tRNA (guanine(10)-N2)-methyltransferase activity. The record is from RefSeq and is a predicted model, not a curated record. Gene Ontology annotation, biological process: tRNA N2-guanine methylation. The coding region runs from base 20 to 2263 and encodes 747 amino acids. NCBI's taxonomy places the organism in Eukaryota, Metazoa, Chordata, Aves, Passeriformes, Cisticolidae.